Effrenium voratum is the source of this 621-nucleotide messenger RNA. Lineage: Eukaryota; Dinophyceae; Suessiales; Symbiodiniaceae. The record is from the annotation of a GenBank genome assembly.
AUGAUUUUCAAGGCGCGCAGAAGCGACGUGGAAAGUUGGUGGGCUCGCAGAUUUCUGGCAGAGCAUGUGACCAUGGAGGGCACAAGCGCUUUCUGGUACAGAGAAAACUACAAAGAACUCACUGCGCUGGAGCUUGCACAUUUGCAGCAAGUUGGGCAUCGGCCGAGUGCAAGCGACCACGUUGUGUUUAUCGGUGGCGGUCCACUGCCUUUUAGCGCCAUCGAGUACAUGCUGCAGAGCGGCGCAAAGAUCACCGUUGUUGAACAGAACCCUUGGGCUGUACAACUCUCAACAGUAUUGAUCAAGCAGCUGGGUUUGAAGAAUGCAGCGGUAGAGCACGCCUCAGGUGAGCGGCUUGACUAUAAAGGUGCCACGCACUUGAUCGUUGCCGCACUUGCGCGACAUGACGAUGCGGUCAUUCGCCGGGCGAUGGACACGGCUGACUUGCGCAUGAUUGGAGUGAGGAGCGCCGAUGGCUUGCGGUCUCUCUUGUAUGCGCCGUUGGACAGCUCGAUUGACCAAUUGCAUCUACAGCCCACAGGAGGCAGUGCCGUGAAUGAGCGCGUCAUAAACACGCUUCUGACUUUUGAGCCUGGUCAAUCCAAAGGUUUUGACACAUGA